Molecule: messenger RNA, 1631 nt
Organism: Pseudocercospora fijiensis CIRAD86
Lineage: Eukaryota; Fungi; Ascomycota; Dothideomycetes; Mycosphaerellales; Mycosphaerellaceae
Exons: 9
Coding region: 85-1416 (443 amino acids)
Cellular component (GO): cytosol
Molecular function (GO): L-glutamate dehydrogenase (NADP+) activity
Source: RefSeq, a predicted model, not a curated record
CUCAUAUCUUGAUUAAGACCAUAUCAUCGACGAAAAGCGAGGGCUUAUUUUCGAGACCGACCACACCAAACACCACCACCAAUCAUGUCGAACGUCUCUGAGCCAGAGUUCGAGCAGGCCUACAACGAGUUGGCGUCUACCCUGGAGAACAGUACUCUGUUCGAGAAGAACCCAGAAUACAAGAAAGCUUUACAGAUCGCUGCUGUGCCAGAACGUGUCAUUCAAUUCCGAGUUGUGUGGGAGGAUGAUAAAGGAAACUGCCAGGUCAACAACGGCUUCCGCGUCCAAACACGCAGCCUGAUGGUGGCCUGUCUGUGCCAUCAAAGACUGCACAUCAUGCCAAAAUGCCUUGACGGGGCUUCAAUGGGAGGUGGUAAGGGAGGUGCCGAUUUCGACCCCAAGGGCAAGUCGGACAACGAGAUCCGGAAGUUCUGCGUUGCGUUCAUGCGUGAGCUGAACAAACACAUUGGUGCGGACACGGAUGUUCCGGCUGGGGAUAUUGGUGUGUCGCCUCGAGAGAUUGGGUGGAUGUUUGGGACUUAUCGGCAGGAGAGGAAUCGAUGGGAGGGGGUUUUGACUGGGAAGGGGGGUGCUUGGGGUGGGAGUUUGAUUCGACCGGAGGCUACUGGGUAUGGUCUUGUUUACUACGUCCAGCAUAUGAUUCAGUACGCGUCUGGUGGUAAGGAGUCCUUCCAGGGCAAGCGCGUCGCCAUCUCCGGAUCCGGAAACGUCGCACAGUACGCCGCUCUCAAAGCUAUCGAGCUUGGCGCUACUAUCAUCUCCCUCUCCGAUUCUAAGGGCGCCAUCAUCGCCAAGGACGACAAGGGCUUCACGCCAGAAAUCGUAAACUACAUCGCAGCCCUCAAGGUCAAGAGAAAGUCUCUCACCGAGCUCUCCGAGAGCAAAGAAUACAAGGAUAAAUUCGAAUACAUCGAGGGUGCCCGUCCAUGGAAGCACGUCGGCAAAGUUGACGUGGCUCUACCAUCUGCAACCCAAAACGAAAUCUCCGGCGACGAAGCCGAAGCCCUUAUCGCUGCGGGAUGCAAAUUCAUAGCCGAAGGUUCCAACAUGGGCUCAACGCAAGAAGCCAUCAACAUCUUCGAGAAAGUCCGGAAGGAGAAGAAGGGCGAAGGGAUCUGGUACGGACCCGGAAAAGCCGCGAACGCAGGCGGUGUUGCGGUUUCGGGUCUCGAAAUGGCACAAAACUCCGCUCGUGUGUCGUGGACUUCUGAGGAAGUUGAUGCGAAGUUAAAGGGGAUCAUGGAGAAUUGUUUCCAAAACUGUCUCAAUACCGCCAAGGAGUAUGUGAAAGCUGAGGAUGGAGAACUUCCUUCUCUUGUUGCUGGGGCGAAUAUUGCGGGUUUUGUUAAGGUUGCUGGGGCGAUGAGGGAUCAGGGUGAUUGGUGGGCUUAUUGAGUCAAAUUGAUCGCGAAUGGAUUAUGCAUGUACCCAAUUACACACUAUACGAUACAGCGAUGAAAGGAAACGACACAGCGGCAAUGGGGUAGAAAAAGCGCUUGCUCUUGAUUCAUCGUGAGAUUCCAAACUAGGAUUAUAUUUUAUCGGCUGGUCUGGUAUGUAGUAAAGUAAAGUUUUAUACAAAACGAGAAAUGAAUAUCAUCAUGUACAAC